AUGGCCAACCCUCCUCCCAUCGUCCUCGAUGGCGGUACCGGUUUCCUCAAGGUCGGCUAUGCCGCCCAAAACUUCCCCGAGUUCCAAUACCCCUCCAUCGUUGGCCGGCCGAUCCUGCGUACCGAGGAGAAGGGCGCCGGCGAGAGCGACAUGGUCAUCAAGGACAUCAUGUGCGGCGACGAGGCCGCCGCCGCCCGCACCAUGCUGCAGAUAUCCUACCCCAUGGAGAACGGCAUCGUCAAGAAGUGGGACGACAUGCAGCACCUGUGGGACUACACCUUCGCCGAGAAGAUGAAGGUCGACACCACUGGCCGCAAGAUCCUGCUGACCGAACCGCCCAUGAACCCCCUCAGGAACCGCGAGCAGAUGUGCGAGGUCAUGUUUGACCGCUACGGCUUCGGUGGUGUCUACGUCGCCAUCCAGGCCGUCCUGGCCCUGUACGCACAAGGUCUCAGCUCCGGUGUCGUGGUCGACUCAGGCGACGGCGUCACCCACAUCGUUCCCGUCUACGAAUCCGUCGUCCUCAACCAUCUAACACGCCGGCUCGACGUCGCGGGCCGAGACGUCACCCGCAACCUUAUCGCCCUUCUCCUGCGCAGGGGCUACGCGCUCAACCGGACAGCGGACUUCGAGACUGUCCGCCAGAUCAAGGAGAAGCUGUGCUACGUGAGCUACGACCUGGAGCUGGACAAGCGCCUGAGCGAGGACACGACGGUCCUGGUGGAGAGCUACACCCUGCCGGACGGUCGUGUCAUCCGCGUCGGCAGCGAGCGGUUCGAGGCGCCAGAGUGCCUGUUCCAGCCCCACCUGGUCGACUGCGAGCAGCCGGGCAUGGCCGAGUUCCUGUUCAACACGAUCCAGGCGGCGGACGUAGACGUGCGCUCGAGCCUGUUCAAGGCCAUCGUCCUGUCGGGAGGAAGCAGCAUGUACCCGGGGCUGCCGUCGCGGCUGGAGAAGGAGAUCAAGCAGCUGUGGCUGACGCGGGUGCUGGGCGGCAACCCGGAGCGGCUGAGCAAGUUCAAGGUCAGGAUAGAAGACCCGCCAAGACGGCGACACAUGGUCUUCCUGGGAGGCGCGGUGCUGGCCAACAUCAUGGCCGACAAGGAGAAUAUGUGGAUCACCAAGCAGGAGUGGGAGGAGCAGGGCCCCAGGGUGCUGGAGAAGCUGGGCCCGAGGUAA
Messenger RNA from Diaporthe amygdali, 1179 nucleotides. RefSeq lists its product as uncharacterized. Gene Ontology annotation, molecular function: actin filament binding. The record is from RefSeq and is a predicted model, not a curated record. Gene Ontology annotation, biological process: Arp2/3 complex-mediated actin nucleation. The transcript has 3 exons. Gene Ontology annotation, cellular component: Arp2/3 protein complex; actin cortical patch. NCBI's taxonomy places the organism in Eukaryota, Fungi, Ascomycota, Sordariomycetes, Diaporthales, Diaporthaceae. Bases 1 to 1179 code for a protein of 392 amino acids.